Gossypium raimondii (Peruvian cotton) is the source of this 810-nucleotide messenger RNA. RefSeq lists its product as uncharacterized. Gene Ontology annotation, biological process: DNA integration. Gene Ontology annotation, molecular function: nucleic acid binding. NCBI's taxonomy places the organism in Eukaryota, Viridiplantae, Streptophyta, Magnoliopsida, Malvales, Malvaceae. Bases 1 to 810 code for a protein of 269 amino acids. The record is from RefSeq and is a predicted model, not a curated record. The transcript has 3 exons.
AUGGAAUUUAUUAGUAGGAUUCUCUUAACAUCUAUUAAGAAGGAUUCUAUGUGCGUCAUCGUAGAUCGGUUGACCAAGUCUUCCCACUUUAUUCCUGUUCGGGCAAACUACUCUCUUCAGAAGUUGGCCAAGUUAUAUGUUUUAGAGAUCAUGAGACUUCAUAGGGUACCGGUCUUGAUUAUUUCUAAUAGAGAUCCUUGCUUCAUUUAUCAGUUUUGGAGAAAACUUCAUGAGGCUCUGGGUUCGAGGUUGAACUUCAGUACUGCGCUUCAUCCUCAAAUAGAUGGUCAAUCUGAUAGGGUGAUUCAGAUACUUGAGGAUAUGCUUCGGACUUCUCCUGUGUUUGUUUCUGAGUCUGAGGAUAAAAUUAAACUGAUUCAAGAUCUUCUUAAGGCAGCUUUUGAUAGACAGAAGUCUUAUGCAGAUCUAAAAAGAAUAGACAUUGAGAACUCCACGGAUGAUUACGUGUUUUUAAAGAUUCUGAAGCACGUGGGACCAGUUGAUUAUAAGUUAGAGUUACCUCUAGAGUUAGACCGUAUCCAUGAUGUGUUUCACGUCUUUAUGCUGAGGCGGUAUCAGUCAAACCCAUCUCAUAUUGUUCAUGUAAAAGAGAUUGAGGUUAGACCAGAUUUGACGUUUGAAGAGGAGCCGGUUCAGACUCUAAAUAGAAAUGUGAAGGUCUUAAGAAGGAAAUCUAUUCCAUUAGUGAAAGUUCUGUGGCAGAAUGAUGGCAUUGAGGAAGCCAUGUGGGAACCUGUGGACUCGAUUCGUCAACAAUAUCCACAUCUGUUCAAAUCAAGUAAAUUUUGA